Trichogramma pretiosum is the source of this 357-nucleotide messenger RNA. RefSeq lists its product as uncharacterized. Lineage: Eukaryota; Metazoa; Arthropoda; Insecta; Hymenoptera; Trichogrammatidae. Bases 4 to 357 code for a protein of 117 amino acids. The transcript is spliced from 4 exons. The record is from RefSeq and is a predicted model, not a curated record.
UUCAUGGGGAUCAAGUUGAAACAAAUCUCCAAUUUGUCACAAACAGAAGAUUUUUUGAAAAAAGAUGACGAAGUUUUUAAACAUGUCUCUCAACUGGUUCAACUGCAUCAAUAUUGUAUCCAUUGCUUCGAUUUACUUAAUACAGUUACUAGCUGUAUAUUAGUCCCUGCAAUAUUUACGGUAAUCGUCGGCCUCAGCAUCACAAGCUAUUUGAUGGUAAUUGAAUAUAAAGAAGAUAUAAACAUUGCUCUAAAAAUGGGUACCAUGUACAUAUUGUGUGUUGAAGCUUUGCUUACUGCGAGUUAUCCGUCGCAGAAAAUAUACGAUGCCAGCAGUGACAUUUUUGAAGACUGGUAA